This is a messenger RNA of Papilio machaon (common yellow swallowtail), 1030 nucleotides long. It is a transcript of the gene aurB, whose product is annotated as aurora kinase C. Gene Ontology annotation, biological process: regulation of cytokinesis; protein phosphorylation; mitotic spindle organization. Gene Ontology annotation, cellular component: spindle pole centrosome; spindle microtubule; spindle midzone. Bases 100 to 999 code for a protein of 299 amino acids. The transcript has 6 exons. Gene Ontology annotation, molecular function: protein kinase activity; ATP binding. NCBI's taxonomy places the organism in Eukaryota, Metazoa, Arthropoda, Insecta, Lepidoptera, Papilionidae. The record is from RefSeq and is a predicted model, not a curated record.
UAACGGUCGUCUGUGAAAGUACACUUAAUUCUGAUAAUAUUAUGCUAUUGUAAAAAUAAUACAUUUCAACAAAGCUGUGAUUUCAUUUAUAAUAAAGCUAUGACCAUGCAGAUCGACAAAGCCGCUGAAGUGGCAGAACUUCGGAACAAAAUAAGAAAUCACGAAGCUUAUGGAAAGCCAUAUAAAUGGUCUCCCAGAGACUUCGAACUCGGUAGUGGGCUGGGAAGAGGAAAAUUUGGUCACGUUCAUGUAGCUAGAGAGAAAAAAACUGGAUAUUUAGUUGCUAUAAAAACGUUGUUUAAGUCGCAAUUAGUUGAUUCACGUUGUGAACCCCAAGUGCUUCGAGAAAUUGAAAUACAAACGCAUCUGAAACAUCCAAACAUUCUUCGAAUGCUGACUUGGUUCCAUGAUGAAAAAAGAAUUUACCUUGUCGUUGAGUUCGCAGCUGGUGGGGAGCUUUACAAGCACCUUACUAAUUCACCACAUGGACGCUUUCCAGAACCUAGAGCUGCUAAAAGCAUAUAUCAAGUAGCAGAUGCAGUGGAGUACUGUCACCAAAGACAUGUCAUACACAGAGAUAUCAAACCUGAAAACAUUCUUGUCUCCUACAACGGUGAUCUGAAACUGGGUGACUUUGGUUGGUCUGUGCACGCCCCAUCAGAUAGACGUAAAACAAUGUGUGGAACCUUAGAUUAUCUACCUCCAGAAAUGAUAAAGAGACAAGUAUAUAAUUUAUCAGUUGACUUGUGGUGCAUUGGAGUUUUAUUGUACGAGUUUUUGGUCGGAAAACCACCAUUUGAAAGUCAAGACCAAGACAAUACAUAUGCUAGGAUUAUUGCUAUAGACUUAAGAUUCCCCUCUUAUGUCCCAGAAGGUGCCAGAGAUCUAAUUUCUAAGCUUUUAAAAUAUCAAGCCACAGAGAGAAUAUCACUUGUAGAAGUGAAGAAUCACCCUUGGGUCAAACAGUAUUACAGUGGUCCGAGCACACAGAAACAUUAGCAUAUUAUAAUAAUACCCUUAGACUUAAAUU